This is a messenger RNA of Colossoma macropomum (tambaqui), 564 nucleotides long. RefSeq names its product rano class II histocompatibility antigen, A beta chain-like. The record is from RefSeq and is a predicted model, not a curated record. Gene Ontology annotation, molecular function: MHC class II protein complex binding. Gene Ontology annotation, biological process: positive regulation of T cell activation; immunoglobulin production involved in immunoglobulin-mediated immune response; immune response. Lineage: Eukaryota; Metazoa; Chordata; Actinopteri; Characiformes; Serrasalmidae. The transcript has 4 exons. The coding region runs from base 1 to 564 and encodes 187 amino acids. Gene Ontology annotation, cellular component: membrane; MHC class II protein complex.
AUGUUGGUUGACAGUUAUUACUUCAUCUAUACCUAUGGGUGCCGUACCCUCCGCUCGCUCCAAAACACUGAGGUGGUUUUAUCCUUGGUGUACAAUGAGGGAAACUUCCUGUGGUACAACAGCACUGAGAACACAGUUACUGCUUACAGUGAACCUGGAUCAAAAUGGGCAAGAGAGUUCAACAGCUGGCGGCACAAGGAGGCAGAAAAAGUCAUCUCAGACUGCAGAGAGUACGGACGACAGCUGUCUGUUGUUAACAAAGCAGUGAGGCCAAGGGUCAUGCUGAGGUCACUGAGGCCGGCCAGCGGAGACCAGCCGGCCGUACUGAUGUGCAGCGCGUACGACUUUUACCCCAAACCCAUCACACUGACCUGGCUGAGGGACGGUGAGAAAGUGACCGCUGACGUGGUCUCCACAGAGGAGCUGACCGAUGGAGACUGGCAUCACCAAAUCCACUCCCAGCUGGAGUUCACUCCAGAACCUGCAGAGAACAUCUCCUGCAUGGUGGAACGUCUCAGCUUCAGGGAACCCGCCCUGUUCCACUGGAGCCACAGUGACGCCUGA